GAACCAACUUUCUUUCUUCUGCCAUGAUUCUAAGGCAAAACCCUGUAGCUUUUGCUGAAAGUGAAAAGUGAAAGUUUCCCAAUUGGAUGGGCAAUCACAAGUUCAGGUUUUCAGACAUGAUCCCCCAUGCUUGGUUUUUCAAGCUCAGGGAUUUGAAGAGAACCAGAAGUCAAUCCUCUUCCCACCCCACUAAUCAGCAGAAGAACCACCAUGACCAAAACCUUAACCAAACAAUUUCCUCAACCAAACCAAACAUUUCACAGCCCAGACAAUCCUACUACUACUCAAGAGAGCCCAUUAUCACAAAACCUUCUGCUGACCCCUGUUUUCUUGAUUCUCCGAGGACGUCUUUCCGGCGAAGAUCAUCAAGGCGGAAGACCAUUUACAGGCCUUCUCCUACGUCGGAGUUCGAUUCCGACACCAUUGAUGUCCCUAAAUUAUCCUCGAGCACUGUAAGCUCACCCGCCGCCAGUAUAAUUUAUGACGGAAACGGAAAAUCCCAGACUGAAAUAGACCUGCCGCCGAUUCUCACUAAACUCCCCGGAAAAUCAAGAAACGCUGGUGGGUUAGACGGAAGAGAGAAUGGGUCGCUCUGCAUCAAGACUCGAUCAAGAAAGUCCAUUUCCCAGUCUACAGGAGUGAAGCUUCGUGGGAAUUCUCCAAGGAUGAAUAACCGGCAAGUCCAGAGCCGUGGCCGGAAAAACUCGUCGGCGCCCGGAAAGCGACCGAAGAAUUGCUUUUCUGGGAGUUUUCCGGUCGUUAAGGCAUCGUUUGAUCCGGAGAAGGAUUUCAGGGAAUCGAUGAUAGAGAUGAUUGUGGAGAAUAAGAUAAAGAAUUCAAAGGAUUUGGAAGAGCUUCUUGCUUGUUAUCUGUCUUUGAACUGUGAGGAGUAUCAUUCUCACAUCAUUGAGGCGUUUCAACAAAUUUGGUUCAACCUGUCUGAUAUGCAUUUGUACAAACCAAUGUAAAGUACAACCUUUGGAAUUGUAAGUACAAGUCACCACUGCACAAAUUAGCUCCGAUUAAUUAAUGUGAAAUGUAUGGACGUAAAAUUUUCUCAUUUUUCUAGGAUCUAUAGAGAUUUUAGUAGAUGUAUUACUACAAAUGGAUUAAUAAUUUGUUCUAGAUAAACCCUUUUAAUUGUAUCAUCGUAUGAAUUCAAAUUGGUUUGAUCUUCUUUCGAUCUCUAGUUUUCAUGAAGAAAAAUUAUGUUUCUAUCCACCUUCUUAU
Molecule: messenger RNA, 1230 nt
Organism: Cuscuta europaea
Lineage: Eukaryota; Viridiplantae; Streptophyta; Magnoliopsida; Solanales; Convolvulaceae
Source: the annotation of a GenBank genome assembly